Messenger RNA from Xiphias gladius (swordfish), 4170 nucleotides. It is a transcript of the gene shisa4, whose product is annotated as shisa family member 4. Lineage: Eukaryota; Metazoa; Chordata; Actinopteri; Istiophoriformes; Xiphiidae. The record is from RefSeq and is a predicted model, not a curated record. Bases 323 to 955 code for a protein of 210 amino acids. The transcript is spliced from 5 exons.
GAAAUACGGCCGCUGCUUUGGUUCUUCGCGCGGGCACAGCUCGCCCUCACUGAACUGAUGGAGUUUUUUUCGGACGUUUCGGGCAGUCCGUGAAGGCACCAUCCUGCUCGUCCCGGGCGAACGGCGUCACACUAGCGAUGUGUCAUUUCAUCGGAUAAAUUACCGACCGUGAGAGCCGUCCCGUCUCCCCUGCCGUUACCGUGCCAGGACAAUGGCUGAAAGCGACCGUUAGCCUGAUUUUUUUUUUUUUUUUUUCUCGUUCGUUUGCCCCUAGGAGAACAGCUCCUCUCUAAUACGGUGCCGCCCUGUUGUGAAAUCAAGGAUGGGGUCGGUCUUUCCAACGGGCAACAUGUCCCUCGUCGCGGUGACUUUGGCGCUGCUCGCCUCUGUCCUCUGCACUUCUCCGGUCAGUGGGAACGAGGACUGUCUGUGGUACGUGGAUAAAAACGGCACCUGGCACAACGGCUUCGACUGCCCUCUCAUCACGUUCUGCUGUGGGAACUGCCACCGGCGCUACUGCUGCCUAGACGCCUUCAAGAUGAUCACAGAGAGGGAGCAGAAGCGCUGCAUGCUAUUCCAGUUCAGCCCCACCACUUUAGCCGGCAUUGCCUCCUCCAUCCUCCUGUUUGUGGCCAUCAUUGCCACCAUGGUGUGCUGCUUCAUGUGUUCGUGCUGUUACCUCUACCAGAGAAGGCAGCAGAGGGGCAGGACACCUUAUGAUGCCCAGCAGAUCCCCAUGGCCACCUACCCGGUGGAGCCCAUGUAUGAUGCUUAUGGAAAACCACUGGGACCCUCUGAGUAUCUGCACGCAGGUUAUCCAAUGGUGCCCCAGUAUCCCGGCAUGCCCCCGCAGUAUCCAGUGAUGCAGCCUGGACCGUAUCCACCUCAAUCGAUGGAUCCUGCAUACAGCCAGGCCCCUCCACCUUACUCUCCACCUCAGUAUCCUGGUCACUGAUGGGCUUGUCUGCGCAAACACACACACAGUGGGAAACAACAACAGCUGAGAGUCAUGACUGUUUCGAAAGGAGAAGGCAGCAAUGCUCUCUCACUCACUCAAACACAAACACACAGACACACUCAAGUAAACACUACAGCUUGACUAGCAGUGGUUUGCCUGUGACAGAGAAGGAGGCACUUCAAGAUUUAUUUUCUUUUAAAUUUCGUUGUUUAUUUACAACGUUGUCCUACUUUUUCCGGAGUAUUUACAUAAAUCAAAUUCUGUUCUGCAGCUUGACGCCUGAUUGCUCCAGGCGGGCUUCACAGGGGGCGUCACGCCAUCCCCAAAAGUGAGGAGGAGUCCGGCUGGCGUCUCGACUCUGUGCUGCCACCUCUGCUCUCUGACACUUCCACCUCAGUGGCAGGGUGUUAACUAAAGACAGGGCUCAUCACAUAACAGAGGAGGGGUAAAAAAGGGUUUACAAAAAGGAUAAUGCACUCCCUCUCUAUUUAUUAAAGGGAAAAAAUGCUUUACUUCCUCACCUUUGUUAAAUUUGUAUAUUUCUAACUACCUAAGACAACAUUCCCGGUGGUGUCGGUCACUGAUCAACAUUACAUGAUGUCCUUGUAUCUAUUUGAUGUUUCUUUUGUAAUGUAGGUAGAGGCUAAUGUGAAAAACAAAUUGGAAGUGAGAGACUCAUGUUUGAUUGAAAGGGUGACAUGUCUGGGUCAAAGGCAACGUGAUGCUGUCUUAAAUCUGCUCGGAAUGACCUAAUGGAUUUUACGGUAAUCCCAAUUCUGUGCAUGAAGCCUUUAGUUUCGACUUUGGCUCUUCUUCUUUUUUGUGUCUGACUCGAGUCAUUGCUUCAUGGUGGUAAUUAGCUGCACCGUUCUAAUGUAACAUCUCAACAUCAGCAUGCUACCCAGUCAAAGUUCUCUGUCCUCGCCUGCUCCUUUUCUUGCUUUAAAUGAAUUAGAAACGAGUCCUUACAUUAUUCCCACAGUGUCGGAUAGGAUGUCUUACAGUGUCACAACUCUUGUUUAAUGCUUAUUUCUUGUAACAUGUCAGGUCAGGGGAGCUGCAGGUCAUGCUGCUUGAUAAAAUAAAAUGUCCCGCCUUACAGUAAUCAACCAUUACAAAAAGAGAGAUUAACUAUUUAAAUACAUAUUUUUAAAAUCUGUUAUUCAGCUGAAUAUUUUAUGAUAAUGUAAUAAGUUAUUUUAAAACAAUGUAUUGCUAUUGUAACAUAAGAUAUGACAUUUUGGCACCUUUCCAUUUGGUAUUUAUUAUCCUUAAGGUUACCUUGUACUGUGAAUGGGUUCUCACCUUCUGGACUAAGCUACAAUGCCAAAAAACGCCACUGUUGAAAAAGGAGAUUUUGUUGACCACCUCUCUUUGAAGGUUUGACAUUUUGGGAAAUAUGCUUAUUUGCUUUCUUGCCGAGAGCUGGAUGAGAAGAUUGAUACCUCUCUGAUAUGUUGAGGGUACAGUGGUGGAAGAAGUGCUGAGAUCCUUCACUUAAGCAAAAGUAGCAAAACCACAAUGUAGAAAUACUCAGUUACAAAAGUCCUACAUUCAAACCAUUUUACAAUAAUAUACAUUAUAUUAUUGCACUAUAGUUAUUGAUGCAUUAAUGUUUAAGCGAUACUUUAAUGUUGCAGCUGGUAAAGUUGGGGCUAAUUAACUACUUUAUGUGCUGCUGGGUAGCUUCAUUUCUAAUAAAACUCAUGGUUUAUUUGUUGGUUGUAUUUUGUAUUAACGUGAAUAUGCAAAGAAGGAACUAAAGCUGUCAAAUAAAUAAAGAGUUCUAUAGAAAAUAAAGUACAGUAUUUUAUCUGAAGUAAAAUGGAAAAAGUUGAGUAAAGUACAGGUACCUAAAAUGAUGUGUUUACAUUCUGCUAGGAGGUGGAUUAUGUUACCCUCAGACAGAAAAAUCUGUUGAACAUGUGUCUUGUUAAGUAAUAACAUGAGAAUAGUAAAAGGAAAUGCCUCAUGUUUGGCCACUUGUUUGGUGGGAAUGAAAAUAUAUUCAGAUUUAGCCUAUUAAUAAGGUGAAUCAUGACAUAUUUCUCAUAUUAUUCCCAUUUGUCAAAACCAAAUUCUGUGAUAUCGCCCAGCCCUAUGGUGCAGACCUGAGGAAGCAGGUAGGUGCAUUUCCCCAAAUGUCAAAUUAUUCUGUCAAAUUUUGUUUAAACAGAUUUGGGCUCUGGUGAGGUCAGGGCCUGUAACCAGCCCUGUGCUUUUGUAAGAUUUAUGAACUGUAAAACAUGAUGUCUGUAGCAUUUGUUGUACAUUUAACCGACUGCUAAUUCUCAAUGGCUGGAUUAUCUUUAUUUAGGGCUAAUGUAUCCCAACCUUACAGUCAAAUGAGGCACAUGUUAAAAAAAAAAACCCCACUCAUGCUGAUCAGAGAAGCCUGGGCUUUUACAAACGAUUGAUUGAGACUUAGUUCUGUGUCUGGUCUCAGCUCUAAACCAUGCAAUAAAUCAGAUAUCAGUUAUUCCCCCUAGUUUACAGCAUGAAGUAUUCAUUCUGUUGGCAACAUCCGUAUGUGCUGAUGUGCUGAGCCUUUGUAAAGCACAAAGAGAACACUGGACUUGUUUGCCUUUCUGUUUAUUUUGUGCUUCUAAACCAAGUCCAUGAGUGUUUUUAAUGAAACCUACCAGGUGGAAACUUAACUUGUCUAGAUAUGGCUUUUUUUUUUUUUUUUCUGUUGUCAUAUGGAUAGUAUGACAUUGUAAUAUAAAGUGAGUGAAAAGUUUUUAUUUCUAUUAACAUAAAAUUUAACUUUGGAAUGUAAAAUACAACAGUCUGCUGUGUCCUUUAUUGCAUUUUUAAAGGUAUUUGUUUCGAAGAGACACAAUUGUAUAACGUUUAAGGAGAGCAGUAUGUGUCACCUCCUUUUGGCCACUAGAUGUCCUUAUUAACCUCCACUCGGUGUUAAAUGUGUUCAGAUGUUUGGCAGAAUUGAUUUAUUUCGCUCGUUUCAUCACAAGCAAAGUCCCAUCCAAAAGAAACGUGGGCCCCUAAAAACCCAGCUUGUUAUUAACGUAUUAUUAUUUGUCAUUUGCAUAUUUGUAUACCGUAUAGUUGGCCUCACAGCUGUGUAACAUUCACAUUUUGCAUUUUUAAUUAUAUUACAUAUAUAUCUUUUUGUAUCUUUGAUUUGUAUAUCCUAUAUAUUGCUUCUAAUUUUGAAUUUAUCAUGAAUUUAGUUUGAAACUUUCAGUUUA